CUUUAUAAUCAAGAAGAUUUUUUUAAAAAUUUUUUUGCAGUGUUGCAUUUAUUAAAAAAUUAUUUGAAUACUUAAAUAGUGUUUAUAAGCUGCAUUUAAAGAGAAAAUGGCUGUGAGAUGGAAAGUUCCAUGAUACACAAUAGCAGUCGAUACUUAUGUACAUUGUGCCCCUUUUCUUCAGAUGUACUAUCAGAUGUUCAGAAGCAUAAUAGAAAAUGUCAUUCAGUUCUUCAUAGAGAAAAUUCAGCAAAGGUAAUUCCACGUUCAAAGUUACGUAACAGAGUAAAUGCCUCCAUCAGUCCAAGUUCUUCAAGAGUGCUUAGACGUCCAAGUUCUUCAAGAGUGCUUAGACGUCCAAGUUCUUCAAGAGUGCUUAGACGUCCAAGUUCUUCAAGAGUGCUUAGACGUCCAAGUUCUUCAAGAGUGCUUAGACGUCCAAGUUCUUCAACAGUGCUUAGACGUCCAAGGGUGUCUAAGGCGUCUACUUCAGGCAAGAAGCCAUUACGGUGUGCUUGUAAAACUGAAGUUGAAGAGUCUCAGAGUUCAACAGUUCGCAUAAAAGAACAAUACCAAUGUCGAAAUUGUGAUGGAACAUUUUUUUCAGAAGCUGAAUUAAUUAGACAUAUAAAUGAUGUCCAUUUGAUAAAUUCUGAGCAAGCAAUGUGUGACUUAUGUUUUGAAGUGUUUCCUACCUUAAAUACAAUGACAUACCACCGAAGGUUACAUAUGCUGUCACAGUCAUUUACAUGUCCUUUUUGUCAAAAAAUAUUUUAUGAUGUUAUAGCAUUUCGUAAUCAUGAAACUCUUCAUGAAGAGAAUAAUCGUAUAAAGAAAUAAUUAAUACUUUUUCUGUGAAGUUUGCACUUUCGAUAUUUUGUGUAAAAUGUAAUGUGUAUCUUUAAGACUCUGCUAUGAGUGUAAAAUGUAAUGUGUAUCUUUAAAACUCUGCUAUGAGUGUAAAAUGUAAUGUGUAUCUUUGACUCUGCUAUGAGUGUAAAAUGUAAUGUGUAUCUUUAAGACUCUGCUAUGAGUGAUCUUUUAAAAAUUUUGAUUCUUGUGCUUUGAUUAUACUAUGUAUUUAUAAUGGAUUAUAUUAUAUAUUUACUAUCCAUUUUUAGAAAUAAUGUUGUUACUCUUAAAAUCUACAUAUUACUGCUAUGCACGAUUAAAGUAAUCACAUCUCACAUUUGUAGAAUGUUCUUUACUUGUUUAUUAAAAAACAGGAUCAUCAAAUUGUGGCCCAUAAUGUAAUUUCUUUGUGAAAAAAAGCUAAUUUUGUAUUUUUUUAUUAUGAUUUAUUGCAAAACUGCAUUAAUUAGAAUUUUUCUUAUUUUUUUCUUUGUUGUUAUUAUUAUAUUCUUAAAUAAAGGCUGGAUAAUUUAAAGAGAAAAAGAGAACUAAAAUAGAAAAAAAUGUAUAAUGUUUUAGAUUUUAUAAAAAAUAUUAAAAAUGUGACAUAUUAUCUAAAUAAUUUUUCAUACUCAUUAAAUUAUUUAAGCUUUAGUUUUCAGAGUUAUUUAUUUUUAGUGUUAUUAUUUAUAAAUUACUCAUUCAUGAUUGAUACUGUAAUGUUUUUUAAAUGCUAUGAUGUGUUCCAAUUAUCUUUUAAAAACCAUGCUGUUAGUGAUGUUGUAUGUCGAGGAAUUCAUUGUGUAAUUUUAUGUGACUAAAUGAAUACAAUUAGUGUAGGUUAGGUAUUUUUAAACAUUUCUGUUGAUUUUUAUAUUCUGUUAUAUAAUUACUGUUGUCAUUGUAAAUUGAGAAUUUUUGUUUUCUUUCAUUUUUUUUCUGUAAAUAUACUUCAUGAAUAAAUUCUUUUUUGUGUCUUAA
Messenger RNA from Argiope bruennichi, 1830 nucleotides. Its product is annotated as PR domain zinc finger protein 15-like. The coding region runs from base 118 to 837 and encodes 239 amino acids. The transcript has 3 exons. Gene Ontology annotation, cellular component: nucleus. Lineage: Eukaryota; Metazoa; Arthropoda; Arachnida; Araneae; Araneidae. Gene Ontology annotation, molecular function: DNA-binding transcription factor activity, RNA polymerase II-specific; RNA polymerase II transcription regulatory region sequence-specific DNA binding. The record is from RefSeq and is a predicted model, not a curated record. Gene Ontology annotation, biological process: regulation of transcription by RNA polymerase II.